Sipha flava (yellow sugarcane aphid) is the source of this 345-nucleotide messenger RNA. RefSeq lists its product as uncharacterized. The record is from RefSeq and is a predicted model, not a curated record. Gene Ontology annotation, molecular function: nucleic acid binding. The transcript has a single exon. Bases 1 to 345 code for a protein of 114 amino acids. NCBI's taxonomy places the organism in Eukaryota, Metazoa, Arthropoda, Insecta, Hemiptera, Aphididae.
AUGUUUUUCCAGGAAGAUGGAGAACUACCUCACAAUACAGUUAUUGUUACAAGACAAUUAAAUCAAAUGUUUCCGAACCACUGGAUUGGUUCUUAUGGCGUCCUUCCUUGGCCUGCACGAUCCCCAGAUUUAACGCCAUUGGAUUUUCUUUUAUGGGGAUAUUUGAAGACUGUGAUUUAUGCAGAUCCACCUGUCAAUCUUCAAGACAUAAAAAACAAAAUACAGGCAGCUUGUGAUAUUUUAAGUGAGGACCAAAUCAAGGCGGCAACUUCGACUGAAUUUUUGAGGCGACUUGAAUCAUAUUUAGAAUAUAAUGGCGACAAUUUUGAACAAUUCAUAAAAUAA